AUGGCCUUCGAAGAACUUAAAGCAUAUCUGAGCUCACUACCUGUACUAGCUAAGCCUACUGCCGGUGAAUCGCUCCGGAUCUAUUUAUCUUCGACCGAGCACGCUGUCGGCUCGGCGCUGGUUCGGCAGAAUGGCAAAGAACAGCCAGUGUACUUCUUGAGUCAUAUAUUAAAGGACGCUGAAUCUCGCUAUACCAGUCUCGAGAAGUUCGUAUUUGCAUUGGUACUCGCCGCUCGGAGGCUUCGUCCUUAUUUCCUUGCUCACACUAUCGAUGUGAUGACCAACAGCCCGCUAGGAAGAGUCUUGCUUAACCCAAAGGUGUCCGGUCGGUUGAUCAAAUGGACCACGGAGCUCAGCGAGUUCGGCAUCCAAUAUCAUCCCCGAACGGCUGUCAAGACGCAGUCCUUGGCCGAUUUUGUCACGAAAGUACAAAACCCUGAACCUAACUCGAUCUGGAAAGUAUACAUGGAUGGGUCGUCCACCUGGCAGGGUAGUGGGAUUGGCAUACUACUUAUCUCCCCACAAGAAGAGCGGGUGCAGUUGUCCGUUCGACUAGAGUACUGGGCAACUAACAACGAAGCUGAGUAUGAGCUGGUUGGGGCAUUCAAGAUCAGUAAUACGCAGCUCAAGUUGUACGCCGAAGCCUUCGAAAAGCUGAAGGCAAACUUUCAGGAGGUAAUCAUCCAGAAGAUCCCCCGAGCAGAGAACCAAGCAGUGGACGAGCUGGCCAAAUUAGCGAGCUCACUCUCGCCGAUCGUUGUUACUCAGCCGAUUGAGCAAGUAUCCUUGGUGGCGCACGUCGAUCGGAUGGAGGGGUUCACUUUCCCUAGCGAUUGGAGAACGGCCAUGGUAGGGUUUCUACGAUUAGGAGCUACGCCGUCUGAUCGGGAGGAAGCUCGCUUAUUGAGAAGAAGAACCGAUCGUUUCACCCUAGUCGGGGGCCAGCUCUACAAGAAGGCCUUCUCCAGGCCAUUGCUUAAAUGUGUCGGAUCGGAGGACGCCAACUAUAUACUGCAAGAAGUACACCAAGCCUCCUGUAGAGGGCAUCUGGGCAGUCGGUCGCUAGCGAGGAAGAUUUUGUUGGUCGGGUACUUCUGGUUGACUCUACAAGAAGAUGUCGCUCGGGCAGUAGCUAACUGUCUGUCCUGCCAGAAGUACCACCACCUCUCCCACCGAACGACUGAAGAGAUGAAGGCUUCCACUAUGUCAUGCCCAUUCGACCAGUGGGGCAUGGAUAUUGUGGGACCCUUUCCCAUGACGACCAGGCAGUGCAAGUUUUUGUUCGUCACGCUCGACCACAUCGGAGGGAACUGGGUGGGCGAGCUCCCCGGCGUGUUAUGGGUGAUCCGCACGACCCCUAAGGAAGGCACAGGGGUAACCCCGUUCCACCUGGUGUACGGCGGUGAAGCGGUCGUCCUGGUCGAGGUCAAAAUAGAAUCCAAUCGAAUACAACACUACAGCGAAGACAACACCGAAUGGAGGCUUCUAGAGUUAGACUUGGUGGAUAAGACGCAUGACAAAGCAGCUGUUCGGCUGAUGGCUCAUAGACAGAGGAUGAGACAGAACUACAAUCGACAAGUGAUCUCGAGGUCGUUCCAGGUCGAUGACCUCAUGUGGAAGAAGGUAAAGCCGGUCGGCGACGUCACUAAACUAGAAGCUCUGUGGGCUAGACCAUUCAAAGUCAUGGAGAAGCUCCGCUCUGGUGCCUACUGCCUAGAGGAUGAAGACGGGCGGUAA
Zingiber officinale is the source of this 1737-nucleotide messenger RNA. RefSeq lists its product as uncharacterized. Gene Ontology annotation, molecular function: nucleic acid binding. The record is from RefSeq and is a predicted model, not a curated record. The transcript has 3 exons. Lineage: Eukaryota; Viridiplantae; Streptophyta; Magnoliopsida; Zingiberales; Zingiberaceae. Bases 1 to 1737 code for a protein of 578 amino acids.